Echinops telfairi (small Madagascar hedgehog) is the source of this 1528-nucleotide messenger RNA. It is a transcript of the gene FBLN5, whose product is annotated as fibulin 5. The record is from RefSeq and is a predicted model, not a curated record. Gene Ontology annotation, biological process: elastic fiber assembly. The coding region runs from base 41 to 1219 and encodes 392 amino acids. Gene Ontology annotation, molecular function: calcium ion binding. Lineage: Eukaryota; Metazoa; Chordata; Mammalia; Afrosoricida; Tenrecidae. The transcript has 8 exons.
CGACGAAUGCCGGACCAUCCCUGAGGCCUGCCGAGGAGACAUGAUGUGUGUUAACCAGAAUGGCGGCUAUUUAUGCAUCCCUCGAACCAACCCGGUGUACCGUGGCCCCUACUCAAACUCCUUUUCGACCCCGUACUCAGGCCCAUACCCAGCGGCUGCCCCGCCAAUUUCAGCUCCAAACUACCCCACGAUUUCACGGCCUCUCAUAUGCCGCUUUGGCUACCAGAUGGAUGAAGGCAACCAGUGUGUGGAUGUGGACGAGUGUGCGACAGAUUCCCACCAGUGCAACCCGACCCAGAUCUGCAUCAACACGGAGGGAGGCUACACUUGCUCCUGCACCGACGGCUACUGGCUCCUGGAAGGACAAUGCUUAGACAUAGACGAGUGUCGCUAUGGUUACUGCCAGCAGCUGUGUGCGAAUGUGCCCGGAUCGUACUCCUGUACCUGCAACCCGGGCUUCACCCUCAACGAGGACGGAAGGUCUUGCCAAGACGUGAAUGAGUGUGCCGCCGAGAACCCCUGCGUGCAAACCUGCGUCAACACCUAUGGCUCUUUCAUCUGCCGCUGUGACCCCGGCUAUGAACUGGAGGAGGACGGUGUUCGCUGCAGCGAUAUGGAUGAGUGCAGCUUCUCCGAGUUCCUGUGUCAGCAUGAGUGUGUGAAUCAGCCCGGCACGUACUUCUGCUCCUGCCCACCUGGCUACAUCCUGCUGGAGGACAGCCGGAGCUGCCAGGACAUCGACGAGUGUGAGCACAGAAACCACACCUGCAACCUGCACCAGACCUGCUACAAUUUGCAAGGCGGCUUCAAGUGCAUCGACCCCAUCCGCUGUGAGGAGCCUUAUCUGCGCAUCAGCGACAACCGCUGCAUGUGUCCCGCUGAGAACCCCGGCUGCAGAGACCAGCCCUUCACCAUCUUAUAUCGAGACAUGGAUGUCGUGUCUGGACGCUCGGUUCCUGCCGACAUCUUCCAGAUGCAAGCGACCACCCGUUACCCCGGGGCCUACUACAUCUUCCAGAUCAAGUCCGGGAACGAGGGCCGAGAAUUCUAUAUGCGGCAAACAGGUCCUAUCAGUGCCACCCUGGUGAUGACCCGCCCCAUCAAAGGGCCCCGGGAGAUACAGCUGGAUUUGGAAAUGAUCACCGUCAACACCGUCAUCAACUUCAGAGGCAGCUCCGUGAUCCGGCUGCGGGUCUAUGUGUCGCAGUACCCCUUCUGAGCCUGGGGCGCCCGUGCCGGCCUCUCCCCGCAGCCGGGGACAAGAGAAGAAGAGACGUGCCCCAGUGAGAGCCAGACGGACUCAGUCGCGCCUUGCCUGCUGACCGUUUCCCUGAGGGGUGGGCCCCCGCAGCCCAGCCCUGUACUCUUAUAGAGCCACUCCGAAAGACCUGCUGCGGCCGGAGCCCACGGAGCACUUAUCCAAAAGCAUGGUCGUGGCCCCAGUGGGAGGUCCCCAAGUUCUUUGGAAGGCCCCAAGUUCUUUUCCACCAACCCCCCCUUUUUUUUAAAUCAAAGAAACUAGAUUAAG